AUGAUACUUGGCGCAACCCCGCUGGAACUCCUCGGCGUGAACACAGCCGAUGCCGAGCGAUAUAACCCGAAUAUAGCCUCGCCAGCUCCUCAAGCUGAAUCCUCGCCAAAUAAUAAGACCGAGCCAUUAUCACCCAAAAUCAAAACCGAAUCUGAGCCCAAGAAACCUGCAAAGAAGGUGGCUAGCCCCAAGGUGAAGUCCUCACCGAGCUAG
Molecule: messenger RNA, 213 nt
Organism: Penicillium waksmanii
Lineage: Eukaryota; Fungi; Ascomycota; Eurotiomycetes; Eurotiales; Aspergillaceae
Exons: 1
Coding region: 1-213 (70 amino acids)
Source: RefSeq, a predicted model, not a curated record